This is a messenger RNA of Pogonomyrmex barbatus (red harvester ant), 477 nucleotides long. Its product is annotated as phosphoenolpyruvate carboxykinase [GTP]. Gene Ontology annotation, cellular component: cytosol. The record is from RefSeq and is a predicted model, not a curated record. Lineage: Eukaryota; Metazoa; Arthropoda; Insecta; Hymenoptera; Formicidae. Gene Ontology annotation, molecular function: GTP binding; phosphoenolpyruvate carboxykinase (GTP) activity; manganese ion binding. Gene Ontology annotation, biological process: oxaloacetate metabolic process; cellular response to glucose stimulus; gluconeogenesis.
AUGGCAAAACCACCGAGAGGUAAAGUAAUCAUGCACGAUCCGUUUGCCAUGAGACCGUUCUUUGGUUAUAAUUUCGGACACUAUCUCACUCAUUGGUUAAGUAUGGCGCAUGUGAAGAAUGCUAAAUUGCCAGCAAUAUUUCACGUAAAUUGGUUUAGGAAAGAUUCGAAUGGAAAAUUUCUAUGGCCCGGAUUCGGUGAGAACUCACGUGUUCUUGACUGGAUUCUUCGAAGAAUUGAAGGUGAAGAUAUUGCCGAAGAUUCAGCUAUUGGUUUAUUGCCAAAACCAGGAUCUAUCAAUAUAGAAAACCUCAAAGUUAAUGUGAAUAUGACAGAAUUAUUUAGAUUGCCGAAAACUUUCUGGCAAAAAGAAGUCGAAGAUUUGAUGAAAUAUUUUGAUGCUCAAGUAGGAAACGAUUUACCUGAAGCUAUAGUAACAGAACUUACUCGUCUUUCUAAUAACGUUAAUAAUCUUUAA